CGAAGCUCCCCCGCAAAAGGAAACAAAGGAAGGGGAACGAAUUACGAAAGCUAAAGCUGGUCGCGCUGCUUUCUGCUUUCGCCCCUCCCCUCACCCGCCUUCGAUUUUCUUCCUAGUAUUCCUAUUUGUAUUUUUCUUUCUUGUCGUCAUAUCCUUGCGCCCUUCUUCCUUGCCUGCCCUUUCUCUUUUUCUAUUUCAAAAUGCAUGCCAUCCGUCUCUGCCCAUAAUCUGCACCGAUAUUCAUUUGAAGGGGUCCGAUUUUCUUUCUUCUUUUGGUUUAUUUUAUUUCCCUUAAUAUAUUCUACAAUAUUAUUAUUAAUGGUCAAUUGCCGCGUUUUUGACGACGAUUGAUCAAUACGGGGGGUCAUAUAACCCGAGUAUCGUAUCGUGAUCGUGGGUGUCUACAGAAUUUUCAAAAUUUUGGCGACCUUUGGUAUUAACGACUCGAUUUUUUUUUUGAUCCUCUGAAAAAAGUUGGACUUUUUUUGCUCCCAAGUUUUUGUUCGGAGUGAUCGUUGCAAGGGAUCAAUCAUUUUGGGUGGGUGAUUGCUGGUUUUGGUUUGGUUCCGUGGAGAAGGUGAAGGUGGUUCUGGCAAGCGAAGGGGCGUGCACUUUGUUCAUUGAAUAUCCAAGGAGGAUUGUGGAUCACCUUUCCUUCAGUCUAUGGAAUCGUUGCCAGUGGCGUUUGUUUGUAAGGGUGAGGGCGAUGGGAUGAUGUCAUCUGAUAUGGUAUCAGAAAAUGAUGUGGCAGUUGAUGCUUCAAAGGGCACAGGUAAUGGGAGGAGGGAUGACUAUGGUUCGGACAAUGAUGAAUUACCAUAUGGUGGUGUGGAUAUCUCCAACAAGGAUGAGGCAAAAGGUGAGGCUGUGUUGGGCAAUGAUGACUUGAUAUACUGUAGCGUGGAUGCCUCCACUAAGGAUGACACAGAAAGUGAGGCUGCAAUGGAUAAUGAUGGUUUAGACAAUGAUGAAUCACCAUUCUAUGGUAUGGAAACCUCAGCCGAGGAUGAAUCGAAAGGUAAGGCUGCAUUAGGAAAUGGUGAGUCCUCAUUCUCUGGUGUGGAUAUCUUCACCAAUACUGAGGGAAAAGGUGCGGCUGCAUUGGGUGUUGAUGAACCACCAAAUUGCGGUGUUGGUGCCUCAACCAAAGAUGAGAUGAAUUGUGAGGCUGCACGGGGCAGUGAUGGUUCAAACAACGAUGGAUUUCCAUGGUGUGUUGUGGAUGCCUCCACCAAGGACGGGGCAAAAGGUGAGGCUGCCUUGGGCAUUGAUGACACAUCCUAUACAUUGGCCAAUAAUGCUUCACACAACAAUGAAUCGCCAUCCUGUGUUGUGGAUACCUCCACCAUGGAUGAGACAAAAGGUGAUGGUGCAUUGGUUAGUGAUGAAUCAGACUGUAGUGUUGACGAUACUCCCACCAAAGAUGAGGCAAAUGGUGAGCCUGCAUUGGGCAAUGAUGGUUCAAGCAACAUUGAAUCACCCUAUAGUGUUGCGGAUACCUCCACCAAUGAUGAGGCAAAAGGUGAGGUUGGGUUGGGUGUUGACGAAUCAACUUGUUUUAAUGUGGUCACCCCCACGAAAGAUGAGGCAGAUAGUGAGACUGCAUUGGUCAGUGAUGGUUCAAACAGCAAUGAAUCGCCCUACUGUGUUGUGGAUACCUCCACGAAGGAUGAGGCAAAAGGUGAGGCUGCAUUGGUCGAUGAUGAAUCUCACUAUUGUGGUGUGGAUACCCCCAUCAAAGAUGAGGCAACUGCUGAGGCUGCAUUGGGAAAUGAUGGUCCAAACAACAACGAAUUGCUGUACUGUGAUGCAGAUACGUCCACCAAAGAUAAGGCAAAAGGUGAGUCUGAAUUGGUCAGUGAUGAAUCACACUACAAUGGUGAGGAUAUUUCCACCAAAGAUGAGGUAAAAGGUGAGGCUGCAUUGGGCAAUGAUGGUUCAAAAAACAAUGAAUCACCUUACAGUGUUGUGGAUACCUCCACCAAUGAUCUAGAAAAAGUUGAGGUUGCAUUGGGCGUUGAUGAAUCACCUUAUCGUGGUGUGGGUUCUCCCGCAAAAUAUGGGGCAAAUGAUGAGGCUGCAUUGCGCAAUGGUACAAACAACAAUGAAUUGCAAUAUUGUGGUGUGGAUAUCUCCACCAACGAUGAGGCAAAAGGUGAGGUUGCAACGGGCAAUGUUGGUUCAGAUAACGAUGAAUCGCCAAACUGUGUGGAGACCUCCGCCAAGGAUGAGGUGAAAGGUGAGGCUGCAGUGGGCAAUAAUGGUUCAGACAACAAUGAACUGCCAUACUAUGACACCAAGGAUGAGACAAAAAGUGUGGUUGCAUCGCGUGAUGAUGGUUAUGAUCUUAAGAAGACGGAUGAUCCUAUGAAGUUAUAUAAGCAAUCUCAUGUUGACUCUAAGUGGAGUGACACCACCCUGGACACUUUGAAAAAGAAGCAUUACUCAUGGUUUCAACUUCCUAAUGGUAAUUGGGAGCUGGCAACAACCAUUAAGACUUAUGGAAAUGAAUCAUUAAUAUCAUAUUCCGAGGGAAAAGUUAUAAGGGUGAAUUCAGAAAUUCUGUUGCCAGCAAAUCCUGAUAUACUUGAUGGUGUUGAUGAUCUUAUUCAGCUAAGUUAUUUCAAUGACCCUUCAGUAUUGUAUAAUCUUCAGUACAGAUACAAUAGAGACAUGAUUUAUACCAAAGCAGGUCCUGUUCUUGUUGCUAUUAACCCCUUUAAGAAAGUGCCAUUGUAUGGAAAUGAUUAUAUUGAAGCUUAUAAGCGCAAAUCUAUGGAUAAACCACAUGUAUAUGGCAUAACUGACACUGCUAUGCGGGAAAUGAUUCGAGAUGAAGUUAAUCAAUCUAUCAUUAUAAGUGGAGAAAGUGGAGCUGGUAAAACUGAGACUGCAAAAAUAGCCAUGCAAUAUUUGGCUGCCUUGGGUGGCGGUAGUGGGAUAGAGUACGAGAUACUGAAAACUAAUCCAAUUUUGGAAGCCUUUGGUAAUGCCAAAACAUUGAGAAAUGAUAACUCAAGUCGAUUUGGGAAGCUGAUUGAGAUUCAGUUUAGUGAAACUGGAAAAAUAGCUGGUGCCAUCAUCCAAACUUAUUUACUGGAGAAGUCCAGAGUUGUUCAAUGUUCAGAAGGGGAGAGGUCCUAUCAUAUCUUUUACCAACUUUGUGCUGGAGCUCCGCCCAGCCUUAGAGAAAAAUUAAACUUAAAGAGUGUUGAGGAGUUCAAUUAUUUGAAGCAAAGCAAUUGUUAUUCAAUUCCUGGAGUUGAUGAUGCCAAACAGUUCCAUAUAGUGACGGAAGCCCUGGAUAUUGUUCAUGUUAAAAAGGAAGACCAAGAAAGCAUAUUUGCAAUGCUGGCUGCAGUACUCUGGUUAGGGAAUGUCUCCUUUACUGUGAUUGAUGCUGAGGAUCAUGUUGAACCAGUGGUGGAUGAAGGUCUAAUCAAUGUUGCUGCAUUGAUUGGGUGCAAUGUUGAGGAACUAAAGCGCACGUUAUCUACUCGAGAAAUGAAAGUUGGGAGAAGGAAUGAUACAAUUGUUCAAAAGCUUACCCUAGCCCAGGCCAUUGAUACACGAGAUGCGUUGGCAAAAUCAAUUUAUUCUUGUUUGUUUGAUUGGCUAGUGGAACAAAUCAAUAAAUCACUGGCAGUAGGCAAAAGACGCACAGGAAGGUUCAUUAGUAUCCUUGAUAUUUAUGGUUUUGAAUCAUUUAAGAGGAACGGUUUUGAGCAGUUCUGUAUCAAUUAUGCCAACGAAAGAUUGCAACAACAUUUUAAUCGCCACUUAUUCAAAUUGGAGCAAGAGGAAUACAUUCAAGAUGGUAUUGACUGGACAAAAGUUGACUUUGAAGAUAACCAAGAUUGUCUGAAUCUCUUUGAGAAGAAACCAUUAGGUUUACAAUCCUUGCUAGAUGAGGAGUCAACCUUUCCAAAUGGCACGGAUUUGAGCUUUGCCAAUAAGCUUAUGCAACAUCUAUAUUCUAAUCCCUGUUUCCGAGGGGAAAGGAGGGAAGCUUUCACUGUACGCCAUUAUGCUGGAGAGGUUACUUAUGAUACUACUGGUUUUCUUGAGAAGAAUCGAGAUUUACUUUAUUUGGAUUCCAUUAAGCUUCUUUCAUCUUGCACAUGCCACCUGCCACGGUCUUUUGCAUCCACUAUGCUUACACAACCUGGGAAGCCUGUAGUUGGCGCAUUGUAUAAAUCUGGAGGGGCAGAAUCACAAAAAUUAAGUGUCAUGACAAAAUUCAAGGGCCAACUCUUCCAACUGCUGAAACAUCUUGAGAACACUACACCACAUUUCAUUCGUUGUAUAAAGCCAAAUAACUCCCAAUCCCCUGGUAGCUUUGAUCAGGGACUCAUAUUGCAACAGCUCAGGUGUUGUGGAGUCUUAGAAGUUUUGAGAAUAUCAAGAUGUGGUUUUCCCACCAAAAUGUCACAUCAAAAGUUUGCUAGAAGGUAUGGUUUUCUUCUAAUGGCGCAUGUUGCAUCCAAGGACCCACUCAGUGUUUCGGUAGCAAUUCUCAAUCAGUUCAACAUUCUACCAGAGAUGUAUCAAGUUGGAUACACAAAAUUGUUUUUUCGAACUGGACAGAUUGGGAUUCUUGAAGAUACAAGAAAUCGAACUCUUUAUGGUAUUUUGCGUGUUCAAAGUUGCUUUAGAGGCCAUCAAGCUCGGCUCUUUGUAAAAGAGAGAAAGAGAAGGAUUGCAUUCCUUCAGUCAUUUAUCCGUGCUGAAAAAACUAGAAAAGAAUAUGCAAUACUGUUAAGGGAUCAUAGAGCAGCAAUAACUAUACAAAAGCAUGUCAAGGGCAGGGUUAUCAGAUAUAGCUUCAAAAGACUAAGUGAGGCAUCCACUAUCCUGCAAUCAGUUAUUCGUGGCUGGUUGGUGAGAAAAUGCUCAGGAGACAUAGGAUUGCGGCAAUUUUUGCAAAAAACGGGUAUUCAACAUGAAGAAGUGCUGGUGAAGUCAUCAUACCUUGCUGAACUGCAACGCCGUGUUCUUAGAGCUGAAACAUCAGUUAGAGAAAAAGACGAGGAGAAUGAUAUUAUACUCCAUCGCCUGCAAGAAUAUGAGAACCGUUGGUCUGAAUAUGAGCAGAAAAUGAAGUCAAUGGAAGAGAUUUGGCAGAAACAAAUGAGAUCACUUCAAUCCAGCCUUUCCAUUGCCAAGAAAAGCUUCGGUUUUGACGAUUCCCAAAGAAGCUCAGAUGCCUCAGCAAAUGGAAAUGAUGAAAGUGAGUCCAGCUGGGACCCCGGCAGCCACUUUAGACCUCUUGAAAGCAAUGGAGGGAGAUCUACAAGCCCUGCUCUAAGCGUCAUUCAUCGAUUGGCAGAGGAAUUCGAGCAAAGGAGCCAAGUAUUUGGAGAUGAUGCCAGAUUCUUGGUGGAGGUCAAGUCAGGUCAGGUCGAGGCAAGUUUGGACCCGGAUCAGGAGCUCCGGCGAUUAAAACAAAUGUUUGAAGCUUGGAAGAAAGAUUAUGGAGCACGACUCAGGGAAACAAAGGUGAUUCUCCACAAGCUUGGGAAUGACGAAGGGCAAUCAGACAAGGCAAGAAAGAAAUGGUGGGGAAGAAGGAACAGCUCCCGAAUUAAUUAACCCGUACAAGCAAUACACCCAACAGCGGAAAACAUUUAUGGUACCCAAGUCGUCUAUAUACACUUAUACAUACAUACAUACCAAAGGCUGGUUGGUUAUAUUUGCUGCAUUUUACCAACAUCUCCUCUUUCUCUUCAAGUUUUUGUGAUAUGAAUCGAUAUUGCAUUGUUUCAUUGAGUUUGACUUUUGUCUACCACUCAUUGUGCCUCUCCUCUACUUGUAGAUAUAAAUUUUCUACCUUAGUUUUUGAAAUCAUCUGACAAAUAAGGAGCUCGAGGUUGAAGAGCCAACUCAUAAAGGAUAAACAUGUAUGUCACAGGACAGUAACAGUGAGUUACAUAUUGAUUUGAAUUGAUUUGAUUUGAUGAUGGUUGU
Messenger RNA from Andrographis paniculata, 5967 nucleotides. RefSeq names its product myosin-1-like. The record is from RefSeq and is a predicted model, not a curated record. Gene Ontology annotation, cellular component: actin cytoskeleton; myosin complex; vesicle. The coding region runs from base 664 to 5592 and encodes 1642 amino acids. Gene Ontology annotation, molecular function: actin filament binding; microfilament motor activity; ATP binding. Gene Ontology annotation, biological process: vesicle transport along actin filament; actin filament organization. The transcript is spliced from 24 exons. NCBI's taxonomy places the organism in Eukaryota, Viridiplantae, Streptophyta, Magnoliopsida, Lamiales, Acanthaceae.